UCAACCUACUACUGCUGUACUUUACAAAAUGGAUACAUUAAUUCCUAACAAUUCAGUAAACAUUACCGAUGGUAAUGAUUUGGAAAUUAUUACAGGUAUUCCUUAUAAGAUAAUAAACGAUGGACAUUAUUUAGAUAAUGGGGGAGCAAAUUUUGGUUCAUAUGUUACUCUAUGUGGAAAUUCUUAUGACCGAAAUGAUUCCAAUUAUUCGAGGCAAAUAUGGUAUAUUGAAGAAUCAACAAAUCUUGGAGAAUAUAGAAUUUCCAGCAAUGGAAAAUAUUUAGAUACUUUUGGAGGUGAAAAUAAACAGUUGUGGAAAUUUGAAAUUGCCGAUUAUCAACUCAAGGCUGAAAUUGAAGAUUUUAAAUAUGAUGAAAAGAUUAAUGAUUUAGAUUCAUAUGCAACUAGAGAUUCUUUUAGUAUCUUUACUUCAAGAAAUCAAUCGAAUGGUUGUAAUAAGUUAGGAGUUACCUUAUCAGAGAAAAUGCAAAAUAUCACAUCUUGGUCCUUUAAUAAAAGCAAGGAGAUAGCAUUUUUGGAUAAACUUGAUGUCGAUAUAAAAGCAGAAUAUGCAGGAGUUAAAGGAAAUUUACCAGAAAUUAUAAAGUGGGAUAAUAAAACCACAUCUUUAGAAACUACCAAAAAAGUUCAAUUAGAUGAGACUACUGUUUCUGGAAAAUAUUCAUUGGAAAUUCAAAAAAAAGAAGACGUUGAGGUUAAAAUAACAUGGCACAAGGUUAAUUUAGAUAUUCAAUUUAUUGCAACAGCAAAAAUUAAAGGAUUUUCUGAUCGUCUAAGGAAAAAUGGAUCUGUAGCGAAAAUGGAGCAAGUAGAUGCCAAUGCUACAUUAUGUUUCUUAAGAAAUUCGGGUUUCGAAGGAACAAUUAUUGGCACGGAAGGAAAAAAUGUUUUAGUUGAAAUUACUGGUAAUGUUAAUAUUCAAGGCGCCUUGAAAUAUGAAAUAGAAAAGUCCAAUAUUUUUCUUCCCAGUUUAAAUACUGCAGUUGAUGACCACGUAGAUGAUGACCAUGUGCUUAUCUAA
Molecule: messenger RNA, 1042 nt
Organism: Racocetra fulgida
Lineage: Eukaryota; Fungi; Glomeromycota; Glomeromycetes; Diversisporales; Gigasporaceae
Source: the annotation of a GenBank genome assembly